This is a messenger RNA of Tauraco erythrolophus (red-crested turaco), 657 nucleotides long. The record is from RefSeq and is a predicted model, not a curated record. Lineage: Eukaryota; Metazoa; Chordata; Aves; Musophagiformes; Musophagidae.
GUCAACGCCCUGGACGGCUACAACCGAACGGCCCUUCACUACGCGGCGGAGAAGGACGAGACGUGCGUGGAGAUCCUGCUGGAGUACGGGGCCAACCCCGACGCGCUGGACGGCAACAAGGACACGCCGCUGCACUGGGCCGCCUUCAAGAACAACGCCGAGUGCGCGCGGGCGCUGCUGGAGAGCGGCGCCUCCGUCAACGCCCGCGACUACAACGCCGACACGCCGCUCAGCUGGGCCGCCAUGAAGGGCAACCUGGAGAGCGUCAGCGUCCUGCUGGACUUCGGGGCCGAGGUGCGGGUGGUCAACCUGAAAGGCCAGACCCCCAUCUCGCGGUUAGUGGCCUUACUGGUGCGGGGCUUGGGGACGGAGCGCGAGGAUUCCUGCUUCGAGCUUCUCCAUCGAGCGGUGGGACACUUGGAGCUGAGGAAGAACGGCAGCAUGCCCUGGGAGGUGGCGAGGGAUCAGCAGCUCUGCCAAAAGCUCACCCAGCUCUGCUCGGUGCCCGGCACCCUGCAGACGCUGGCGUGCCGGAUUCGGCGCCGGGAUCCACCGGUGCCGCUCACGGACGGCUCCGUGCGGGCUCUCCGCUCGCAGCGCCUGCUCCACGUGGCUCCUGUCCCGCGCUCUCCCUCCGAUUCCGGCCGCGUGGAAUGA